GCUCCGGCCGAGCCCCGCGGCCCCCGGGGGUGGGCGAGCGGGCGUGGGGAAUGGAGACGCCCGACAGCAUCCUCGGGGCCGUGUGACAGCCAGCGGCGCUCGCACAGCCGGAGCGCACGGAGCCGGAGCCCCGCAGCGCCGGGCAGAGCCGCCCUGCCCCGUCCCGUCCCGCGGGGAGCCGGCAUGGAGUGACAGCAGCCGCCAGGAGAAGCCCCAAAGAGAAACAGAGAUGGCCAAAUUGACAGAGUCGAUGACCAACGUCCUGGAAGAAGACUCAAUGGAGCAGGACAUCGAGAGCCCUGUCACAAUCCAUCAACCAAAGUUGCCCAAACAAGCGCGAGAGGAUCUGCCAAAAAACAUCAGCAAGGAAUGUGCCAAGAGGAAAAUCCAGAGGUACGUUCGGAAAGAUGGGAAAUGCAACGUCCACCACGGGAAUGUCAGAGAGACUUACCGGUACUUGACUGACAUCUUCACCACCCUGGUGGAUCUCAAGUGGAGGUUCAACCUGCUGAUCUUUGUCAUGGUUUACACGGUGACCUGGCUCUUCUUCGGCAUGAUCUGGUGGCUCAUUGCCUACAUGCGAGGGGACAUGGAUCACAUAGGGGACAGCACGUGGACCCCCUGCGUCAGCAACCUCAAUGGGUUUGUCUCAGCCUUUUUAUUCUCAAUCGAGACCGAAACCACCAUUGGGUACGGUUACCGGGUCAUCACGGACAAGUGUCCCGAGGGAAUUAUCCUGCUUUUAGUGCAGUCUGUCCUAGGUUCUAUCGUCAACGCCUUCAUGGUUGGCUGCAUGUUUGUGAAAAUAUCCCAACCCAAGAAGAGGGCAGAAACCUUGGUUUUUUCUACAAACGCAGUCAUUUCCAUGCGGGAUGGAAAGCUGUGUCUGAUGUUCCGAGUAGGAGACCUUAGGAAUUCACACAUUGUAGAGGCAUCAAUACGAGCCAAGUUGAUCAAAUCCAAACAGACAAAGGAGGGGGAAUUUAUACCACUCAACCAGACAGAUAUCAACGUAGGUUAUUACACAGGGGAUGAUCGUCUCUUUUUGGUUUCACCACUGAUCAUCAGCCAUGAGAUUAACCAGCAGAGUCCUUUCUGGGAGAUUUCCAAAGCCCAGUUGCCCAAAGAGGAGCUAGAAAUUGUUGUAAUCCUAGAAGGAAUGGUGGAGGCAACAGGGAUGACGUGCCAGGCUCGCAGCUCCUACAUCACCAGUGAGAUCCUCUGGGGCUAUCGCUUCACGCCCGUGCUCACGCUGGAGGACGGGUUUUAUGAGGUUGACUACAACAGUUUUCACGAAACCUACGAGACCAACACCCCCGUUUACAGUGCCAAAGAGCUGGCAGAGAUGGCCAGCCGAGCAGAACUGCCCCUGACCUGGUCUGUUUCCAGCAAGCUGGACCAACACGCCGAGCUGGAAACGGAGGAGGAGGAGAAGAACCAAGAAGACCAAAACGAAAGAAACGGAGACGUGGCCAACUUGGAGAAUGAGUCCAAAGUGUAGGACCAGGGGAGAAAUAAAGGCCACCUCCUUUAUCUCCUCCCUCUCUGCUCCCCGUUCCUUUCUGCAACACGCCUUUAAUUUUUUUUCUCUUCCUGUUAUUGGUAACUCACGGAAAAUAAACAUUUUAGAUCAGAAAUCCCAAGUUCAACCCCAGACUAAGCCAAGGCGUGGGUUAAAGCUGCAACACCCACCAGGGAUGGUGGAAUCUCCCCGUGGCAGUGACUGGUGGCCCCUCUCCAGUGAAGACCUCCAGGUUUAUCCACAUCAACCACACAAAAACCAAUCCCUGAACGCAGAGGAAAUGGAUGCAAGGGGUUUUAAAGGAGAGACUAAUUAAUGCCCAUCAAAGCAAUGGGCCUUGACUGAGUUUUUAUGUAUUUCAGGACACUUUCAUAGACUGGGUGACAGUGGAAUGGGCCUUGCAGCUUUAAGAGGAAGGUGAGCAGAGGGACCUGCAAUCCCCCACGACCCUGUACAUAUGCCUUAUGUAACUAUUUCUCUCUACAUUUAGUAAUAAACGCCGCAUGUACAAAAGUACUGUAGUAAAGAACUUCUAAAUAAUGUA
Melospiza melodia melodia is the source of this 2066-nucleotide messenger RNA. RefSeq names its product potassium inwardly rectifying channel subfamily J member 6 (gene KCNJ6). Gene Ontology annotation, molecular function: G-protein activated inward rectifier potassium channel activity. Lineage: Eukaryota; Metazoa; Chordata; Aves; Passeriformes; Passerellidae. Gene Ontology annotation, cellular component: plasma membrane. Gene Ontology annotation, biological process: regulation of monoatomic ion transmembrane transport; potassium ion import across plasma membrane. The transcript is spliced from 4 exons. The coding region runs from base 230 to 1501 and encodes 423 amino acids. The record is from RefSeq and is a predicted model, not a curated record.